Molecule: messenger RNA, 500 nt
Organism: Schistosoma intercalatum
Lineage: Eukaryota; Metazoa; Platyhelminthes; Trematoda; Strigeidida; Schistosomatidae
Source: the annotation of a GenBank genome assembly
AAUGGAAUGAAAUGUUCGUCUCCUUUUUACAUUAUGAUAUAUAUAUAUAUACCCCAACACAUCCAUCUACUCAUUCUUAAAAAUUACGAAUGGAUUCAUUCUCUGAUAGACAUGAUUUCUCAUUAGUGGAUAGUCGUGAACGUCAACGUCAGCGUAGUGUUAAUCAAGCAUUUGCCGAGCUCAGAUAUAUCCUACCUACACAUCCACCGGAUAAAAAAUUAAGCAAACAUGAAAUUCUACGCCUCAGUAUAAAAUAUAUUCAUAUUUUAGAAACUAUUCUCAAGUAUCAAGAAGAGGUAGAAGGACGUUUACCUAUUUCAAGUAUAUCACAUAUUUGUACAGCAACAACAACAUCAUCGUCAUCAAAAUCCAAAUAAACAAUCAUUUUCAAAAUAUAUACUACUUAUAAAUAUUAAAUUAAUAUAGGAUUCUUAUGUUCAUGUGAAUUUAUUCUUAUUUCCUUUAUUUCAAUUACUAUCAAUAUUCUGCUGAGAAAACCA